GAAAAAGAUAAACAAAGUCCAGCCGGCCUUGGCAACCUUCUCAUUAAAACACAUUGAGAAAUGUCUCUUGUGAAACUACUGGGCUACUCAACUGUGGUGUCAUCAUCUCUGUUAUUGAAGUUUCCCCAGUUGUUGAAAAUCCACUGGGCAGGCUCUGGUCAAGGAGUUAGUCUCUACAGUAUACUGGUGGAUGCAUUAUCAUCAGGAAUCUUUGUAGCCUACUGUAUUGUCAAUCAAUACCCAUUUAGUUCCUGGGGCGAAUCACUUUUCCUUGCAUUAGAAGGAAUGUUGAUUGCAAUUCUAAUUCUAUGGUACAGCAACCAGAAGAGCUAUAUUGGUGGACUACUACUUGGAUAUGUUGUCUGCAUGUGUCUCAUGGUAUCUCCCUAUAUUACCAUUCCUAUGCAUACUGCUAUACAGAGCUGUGUUACACCUUUUGUGAUGAGUGGCAAGUUUACCCAGAUCAAACAAAUCUACAGUAAUGGAGGACCAGGCCAACUGUCAUACAUAACAGUGACAUUUAUGAACUAUAGGUCUUGGUCACGACUCUUGACGUCAGUAAUGGAAACUGCUGAUAUCAUUUUAGUGACCAAAUAUGGAUUUGUCAGCUUGGCAAAUUCAGUUAUAGCAUUACAGUGUAUUUAUUAUGCAAACACUGGUAAAUUAAAAACAAAGUAGUUUAUCUUGAAUACCACAUGAAUACAGGUGAGGUGCACCAUGAGAUCAAUGGAAGAUAUUAACAAGGGGCAAUCAGCUUUACAAUUGGGUUAUCUGAUCUGUCAUUGAUUCAAUCUCAGAGAUUUUUAAUGGUGCAUUUUUGUUCAUGGCUUACGCAGUGUAAUGUAAUACUGUAAACUGCUUUAAUUUGGCGCUAUUUAAU
This is a messenger RNA of Owenia fusiformis, 880 nucleotides long. The record is from the annotation of a GenBank genome assembly. NCBI's taxonomy places the organism in Eukaryota, Metazoa, Annelida, Polychaeta, Sabellida, Oweniidae.